AUGGCGCAGCAACCUGACGAUCCUUUCGUCAACACCAGCGAUUUAAGCAGCAUAGGGCCGUUCUCGAUGGAGUCCGAUGCUGCCUUCACCGUGACGCCUCUCGUCUCCCGCCAAAGGAUGUCCAUCGCAAAUAGCGAAGAGGCCGUUCAAAAGAACAACUCGACCUUCAUCCAAGACCAACUGAAUGUUCAAAGAAGCCCAUCGACGGUGAAGGACCACGCUUCUGCUUUGUCCAGACAGCUGUCGGUCAAAUCAAAUGGUAGCAAGGAGGGCACCACCCACCCAGCUCUCACCAGCUUCUUAACCACAACUCCUGAGAACCCUAGUAAGAUCUCCCGCGGACGCGAGUACCCUGAACGUGAUGAGACCGGCAGCGUCGAUACCACAAACACCUGCAAACUGUCGAAGUCCUCCUCGGAGCGCUCCACCAAGUCAGUCAUAUCAAUGGCAGCAAUUGGCACCCACUCCUUUGGUACUCUGCGCGUCCACUCUCCAUCCCCUACUCGAGCUCCCAACAUCAAGGGCUGUGAGAUCCUUAAGUCAGGCGAUGUUGCUGUGGUCAGAGAUCUUCCUAUUGGCGUCAUCUUUGGCUAUGACACUGUCAGCCUUGGAAUUAAGCAAUUAGGAGUCUUUGAAGGCGUGAAGAGCCUACCCCAUGGUGCUCACUUGAUUUGGGCCGGUACUUCAGAUGGCUCACUCCGUACUGGCUUUUGGUUGAUGUCUGGCAAGCUGGCAUCAGACCAAUAUGGCGAGGUCAUUGUUAAGAAGUGGGACCAAUAUAACGAGUCUCUUGUUGAGGAGAUCAGUGCUGCUGAGAUUCGUAUUCAGGAGAGCAACCUGCUCGAAUUUGCUGACAAGCUCCGAGACUACACUGUUAAGCAGAUCGAUGGCCUUGAUUCUUCUAUCUGGACCCGCUUGACUUCGUGCAUGAAGGUUGCCCAUCUUCAGAGGGUCACUGGCCAAAAGGAUUGGAAUAACUGGGCUGUGUCUUCAAGCCAUGACGUAAAGUUCUAUAACAGCACACACACGGAUAAAGCCAGACACUAUGGCAAGGAUGAGGUCUUGGACUUUGUUUUCCCGAAAAAUGGGCGCACCUUCUCUUCUAGGUCUAUUGGACGAGAGCGAACUGAGCAAGCUAUGGAUACAAGUUCACACAUCAUGGCAAUCAUCUCUGGUUCCUGCGCCUUUGAGGAUUCAGAUGAGAUUAUCGGAGAGCUACAAUUUUGCUACCUCACGGGUAUGCUGCUCGGAAACAUCGCUUGCAUGGAGCACUGGGCUUAUAUGAUCCGAACCAUCUUCCGUGCCUUUCGCCUGGUUGUCGAUUUACCAGUCUUCUGCCGAAAGUUCAUCAAGGCUGUUCACGCUCAGAUGAUGUACGACGGAGUUGGAAUUGAGGGAAGCAUCUUUGACAUGGAUGGCAGUCUUGAAAAUGACCUGAAGAACAUCCUGAUCACCUUCAAGUCUCGUCUUGAUGAGCAGUUGCUGACGGCCUCAACUCGGCUUACUCCAGACCAGAAGGCUGUUGGAGAUGCUUUCGCGGAAUUCGAGUCUUUCCUCUGGAAGUGGCGCGGCGGUUGGGACUUGAGAGGAAACUUUGUUCGAUCUGGUCAAGUCCAACUUGAGGAUGGCGAGUUCGUUGAUGCCGAGUUGAGCGAGUUCGAGGCCGAGGACGAAAGAGGUGAGUACGCGCCAGCAAUAGUCGAGCUGGACGAGGAUGGCCGAGAGAAAGGCCUCGUAGAUUUGUAA
This is a messenger RNA of Drepanopeziza brunnea f. sp. 'multigermtubi' MB_m1, 1746 nucleotides long. RefSeq lists its product as uncharacterized. The record is from RefSeq and is a predicted model, not a curated record. Gene Ontology annotation, biological process: spliceosomal tri-snRNP complex assembly. NCBI's taxonomy places the organism in Eukaryota, Fungi, Ascomycota, Leotiomycetes, Helotiales, Drepanopezizaceae.